Botrytis byssoidea is the source of this 1440-nucleotide messenger RNA. RefSeq lists its product as uncharacterized. The coding region runs from base 1 to 1440 and encodes 479 amino acids. Gene Ontology annotation, biological process: secondary metabolite biosynthetic process. Gene Ontology annotation, molecular function: FAD binding. The record is from RefSeq and is a predicted model, not a curated record. The transcript is spliced from 3 exons. NCBI's taxonomy places the organism in Eukaryota, Fungi, Ascomycota, Leotiomycetes, Helotiales, Sclerotiniaceae.
AUGGCGAGCUCUACCACGGCUCCGCCGGCCUACGAACCAAGCGAGCCCCUUCAAAUCGCUAUAAUCGGAGCCGGCCUUACAGGCCUCACCCUCGCACUUUCUAUCUCCGCUCUCCCACUGCAUCAGCGUUCACACCUCCACUACAUCAUCUACGAAUCCCACCAGCACUAUUCCGAGAUCGGCGCCGGGAUUGGAUUUGGCGCUAGCGGUCACCGAAUCAUGAAACUCCUCCAUCCCAAAUUCUGGGAAAAUUACAGAGCAAUUGCAAACUGGGGCGAAGAUGACGUAUGGUGGGAUUUUGUAGUCGGUGACAAAGUCAGAAAUUCCCAAGGAUUAGCUGAUGAGAAAUGGGAAGGAAAACGAAUCGCACAGGUACGGAUGAAAGAGGGGAGAGAGGGUCAAAGUACCGCGCAUCGAAGAUCUUUGAUGGAUAUUCUGAUCAAACUUCUUCCUUAUUCGUGCGAUGUGAGGUUUGGGAAACGUUUGACAGGGAUUUCAUCUUCCAAUUCUGAUUCAAAUCAUCCGAAUUCUAAAGUAACACUUCAAUUUCAAGACGGUACAACCUCAACCGCCGACCUAGUAAUUGGUGCUGAUGGCGUCAAAUCUCUCUGUCGGGAUAUAGUACUCACGCCGACUUCCAACGCCGAAGCGCUCAAAGCGCGGUUUACAGGGAAAAUAGCAUAUAGAGGAUUGAUACCGAUGGAAGAGGCGAGAGCGAGGAUAGGAGAGAAAGCGGAUCAAAGGAUAUUUUAUUUGGGACAUGGCGGACAUGUGGUUUCGUUUCCGGUGGAGGGAGGGAAGAGUAUGAAUAUUGUUGCGUUUGCGAAUCGGGAGGAGGGGGUUUGGGAGGGGGGAUGGGUGAGGGAGAAUGUGGGAGAGGAGCUGGAGAGAGAUUAUUUGGAUGGGCGGUGGGGGGAUAAUGUGGAGGGGAUUAUGAGGCUCAUCAAAUCUCCCUCCUACUGGGCAAUAUUCUACCAUCCCCCCGCUCCGACCUUUCACCAUCGCAGUCUACCCAUCCUUCUCAUCGGCGAUGCUGCUCAUACCACUGCUCCCCAUUUCGGACAGGGCGCUGGCCUUGGUAUUGAAGACGUAUACAUCCUCACAAAACUUCUCUCGCACCUGCCCAGCACUUCUCACUCUUCUUCACCCAGCUCAAAUCUCCGCGCCCUCUUCACCGCAUACACACAAAUCCGACAACCACGCGCGACAACCACGGUAUCUUCUGCUAACUAUUAUGGUCGCAUGCUUGAUAUGGAAGAUCCUAUUAUAUCUGAUAAUCUUUCGCUUAUAGCAGAGAAUGUAAGGGGAAUAGCGGAGACGAUUUGGGGAUAUGAUGAGAUUGGGGAGGGAGAAAGAGCGGUAGCGAUUAUGAGGGGAAUUUUGGCGGAUGGUAAGAUUGAGGAUAAGAUAAUAGGGAGAGAUAUUGAGGUAAUGCGAUAG